Messenger RNA from Anopheles arabiensis, 1082 nucleotides. RefSeq names its product S-adenosylmethionine sensor upstream of mTORC1 (gene Samtor). The coding region runs from base 48 to 1061 and encodes 337 amino acids. The transcript has a single exon. NCBI's taxonomy places the organism in Eukaryota, Metazoa, Arthropoda, Insecta, Diptera, Culicidae. The record is from RefSeq and is a predicted model, not a curated record. Gene Ontology annotation, biological process: negative regulation of TORC1 signaling.
AAGCCGACAGAAAGAAACGUGCGUGAUUCGUGCUCCUGAGUUUCGUGAUGGCCACGCAGGAACAGCUUGAACUGUCCGGGUUGAUAAAAUCCGUCCACCAGCGUCUUCGCGACUCGGCCAAACAGCAAGACCCGGAAGCAGUAUGGAAGGAACACGUACGCGAUGCCGGACUGCUGAAAAGCUACGCCGAAGCGAUGCACAAACUGGCCACCUGCUACUGGGACCGGACGAUGGAGGUAAGCUGCAAACGAUCAAACAGCCGCAUCGAAUGGGUGGUGGCGUCCUGCCGGAGCUACUUUCAUGGAGCGACCCCCCUGCUGUACCUGUUCCGCGAGAAGGAUGACAAGGUGAUGCAGGCAAUCGACGGCAUCGGCCACCAACCCGACCAUCGUCCGUACACGAUCGAUCGAAUACGGCUGCUCGAUGUGGGAAGCUGUUACGAUCCGUUCGCGUGCUUUCCGGAUUUCGACGUAACGGCCAUCGACAUCGCACCGGCCUGUGCGUCGGUAUGGCAUUGUGAUUUUCUCGAAGCGGAAGUGUUGAAGAGUCUUACAGAACCGCUCAUAUCGGUCGAGCACCGUUCGAUCGAUGCGUUCCCCAGCGAACAGUACGAUGCGAUCGUGUUUAGCUUGCUGCUGGAGUAUCUGCCCUCUCCGGACCAACGGUUGCGAUGCUGCCGGAAAGCGUACGAGCUGCUGAAACCGGAAGGCAUCCUGCUGAUCAUAACGCCGGACAGCCGGCACCAGGGAGCGAAUGCAAAGCUGAUGAAGAACUGGCGCUACACGCUGGGGCUGAUGGGGUUCGGGCGCAUCAAGAUAGAGAAGCUGGAGCACGUGACGUGCAUGGUGUACCGGAAGUGCAUCUUUCCGGCGGUGAGCAAACGGUGGUGUGACAUACAUCGGGAAGCGUACAUGCAGCCGGUGUUGAACAUUCCGCAGGAUUUUAACGAGUCGAAGGUGGAUAGGCGGGAGCAGGAGGACGAAAUGGCAGUUUGCCGAACAGAGGAGGACGAGGGUGAAAUAAGGGAAGCGUUUGCGGGGUUACCAUUUUUGGAUAGUUAAUAAAACCAAUGCGCUAUAUUA